GGAAUGUUAGGUUUUUAUGAUACCCCUCAGUGGAGAGUCAACUCAGAGAUGAGGAGGAUCCCUGAAUUGGGCCGUCAUUGGGGGGUAAGGUGGCAACGGCGUUAACCACUGUUAGCCGCCCACAUCCUGCACCAGGAGGCAGCACAGAACGCGAUCGCGCAACCCAGCCCGUGAGUGACCUAUCAACUCCUCUCUGUAGGCAACGUUAAAGCGCGCAUCGCGCGCAUUUCAGCUGAUUUUAGCAUGGUUUUGAGGGUUUUGAUUCAGAAGUGUUUCAUCACACCUUUUCCUAGAUUUCUAGAUAUAUUGGAACCUAGGAUUGCAAUGCUAGUGAUGCGAUGCAAUGGCUCACUUGGAAUAAAGUGAAAAAGCUAAGAAUGUAUAUUAUCAAAAUUCUUCAUCGGCUCUAAAAAUACAAAACUAUUAUCUAUUGAAAGGCAACGAUGAGGGUAGUUCUUGCUUAUGUCGGGUUUUUAUUUAUUUCGUUAUUAGUUUUACUACUUUAUAUAAUUGGUGCAUCACGUUACCUUACCGAUCAUGAGGGAAAUACAUGUGUUAUGACAUAUAUGUUCGAGUACCCUCAGUAUGUGAGAAUAGUUUUAGAUGAUAAAAUUGAGGAACAAUUCCCAAGAUAUGGCCUGUACGUUUACGGGGAGGGUUCAGGGACAGAAAAGUAUAGGAGAAUGCAUUUUACUGGCCUUCCAGUAUUAUUUAUACCAGGCAAUGCAGGAUCUCACGAACAAGUGAGAUCCUUAGCUUCGGUGAGUCUCAGAAAGAGCAUAAAAGAUCGUACACCCUUUCACUUUGACUUUUUCACAGUGUCUCUUGAUAAGGACUAUUCUGCGUUAUAUGGAGGUGUACUUAUGGAUCAGACAAUAUACGUUUCGCACUGCAUACAAAAGAUUUUAGAAUUAUACAAGAAUGAAACUCAGAGCGUGACGAUAAUUGGUCACUCGAUGGGUGGCAUCGUUGCAAAAGGUGCUAUUCUCUUUGUACCGUCGAUGGAUCCUAAACUGGUGAAUAUUUUGAUUAUGCUGGCUACGUCACAUGAACCAUCACUUGUCCCUGACAAUGCGUUGGCUAAUUAUUAUUACAAAGUACUGAUUUUGGAACAUCGACUGAAAGCUGCAGGAACGACUGUGAUUUCUGUUGGGGGAGGCACAAGUGAUAUCCUAGUAACUUCGGUGCAAGCAUUUGAUCCGUCCGCAGAUCUUAACGUUGUUUCUACAAGUGUUCCUGUAGUUUGGAAACCUGUCGAUCACUUGUGCAUUCUCUGGUGCAAGCAACUGAUUAUUUCCAUAGUGCGAUCCCUUUUUGAUUGCGUGAAUACGACUCGGCGACCCGCUAGAAUUAGCAUGUCUCCACAGCAUAAAUUACAAGCAUUCUCAUAUCACCUCUCAAAUCGCUAUGCAGGUAAGAAACAAUAUCCUUAUCAGGAUAAAAUUAACUUCGAGAGAGGAGGACUGUGGGUGGAAGAUAUUCGUCGGCAAUACACGUGGACUAACAAGGAAAUUACGGAUACAAAAAAUUCUGUAUAUCUCAUGGUUAGACUAGCUUCUAUGUCAUUUCUGACCAUUGAAACUAUCAACAUAGAAUCCAAAGACUGGCUCUUCGCAUGUACUGCCUCUAGCAUAGAAAGGCCAUUAAGGACAUGCACGUGGGGCUGGAAUCUCACGAACCGUACAAGAAUUCUACCCGACUUGUUUCAUCGCGAUAGAAAGGUCGUGGAUCUGGAUUUAAGUACUUUGCCCUUUAAUCAGCUGUCACACAUAAUAGUUAGGGUGACACCGACAGACCUACGCAAAGAUGUUACAGUGCACAUCGAUCAUUACAAUCGCUUCGGGCGAACUCGGAAGUUAUACAGCAAAAUGGGAUUUCUGGGCAGUUUGUUUGGCAUAAAAGGAGUUGGAGUAAUAAAAUCCACCAAAGGACACCUUCGUUACCACAUGGAACUCAUCGAUGUCAGAUGCUCCGUUGUGAUCGAGCUUGAGAAAUCCGAGUGUUCCACUCCUUCGCGUUUCUAUCACGCUGUGGUAGAGCUGAUGGAACCAUGGAACCCGGGUGCUAUGCAAGUCCGGUUCUUUACUGAACAGGACAAUGGACCCAAGACCUUGAAACUGCAAACUAUUUAUGGGCGAGAAAACGUCACAGCAUCGCUGAGAGUAACUCUCGAUCCGAAUUGUUUAUACUCCUUCAGGGUACAAGAAGCAGGGCUCGUAGAACGAAUAGCUUGCGCAGUGAGAGACCGAUGGCCAGCUUUGUACACCACCAUCAUAGGUCUUCUGCUCGUAGUGAUCGGAACCAGAGUGGAUCAUUGUAGAGAAGGACUAUUAGUGGCAGCGGUUACUGCAACAUUAUGUUUAACCCUGGGCAUCGGUCUGGAAAGUAUCGUAGCUUUUGCUGCUCUUCAUACAAUGGCUGUUGGCACCUGCUGCUGCGUAAUUUUCUUUGGCAGCGUUGCACAUAACGUAGCGAUCAGGUUUUUGGCACGAGUGAUAGCAUUCUCGACGACCUGGUCAGACUGGUUGCUCGGAGGACUGCACCAACUGCCCUUGAUGACAACGGUUCUAGUAUUGUCGUUGAUUCCAGCCACGUGUGGAGCGCUGGCAAUGAUAAUGUCAAUCUUUCUCUAUUUUUUGAAAUUAACUCGAAUGUACGAGGACUACUUGGAGGAAUUGUUCAUAGCAUCGCUGCGACACUUCCACUUGUUAAGGCCCGAUAAAAAGGGGGAAAGAAAUGGAAAAUCCGACGAAGUCACCACCAGGGAGAAAAUACUUAACCAUCUCGUGCUUUUCUUGACCACUACUAUAGCUGCGAUCCCUGCUCUUCCUUCCGUGCUCGUCUGGGCAAAAAAUUUUAGCACCAACACCAGAUUGAUCACUGAGGACCCCAUUUUGUUGGCAAGUUGGGUAGUACUUUCUGGAUGCAGUAUCAUGGGCCUCGUAAAGAUUCCAUCCAAGAGUUCAGGACGCCGGCCAAGAAUAUUAGGAUUCUUGAUAAGAGGUAUUGGAUGGAGUAUUCUCAUUCUCUCCGCAGCUCGAAAUCCUGCAUAUUAUCAACCAUGGAUACCACCCACCGUAGCAUCGAUCAUGUGUCUAGUCGCCCUAGAUUCUUUGAUUCCUAAUAUUGGAGACCCUUGAUCUUAACAAGCAAUCGAAAGAGAGAUUGAUUCUCCGAUUAGACGCACAAAGGUUCUAAAAGAGUGCAGUGAGAUUUGUAAUUAAGCUCUUGCUAUCAAUUAACAUAUAAC
Orussus abietinus is the source of this 3250-nucleotide messenger RNA. RefSeq names its product GPI inositol-deacylase (gene PGAP1). Bases 444 to 3140 code for a protein of 898 amino acids. The transcript is spliced from 10 exons. Gene Ontology annotation, molecular function: phosphatidylinositol deacylase activity. Lineage: Eukaryota; Metazoa; Arthropoda; Insecta; Hymenoptera; Orussidae. Gene Ontology annotation, cellular component: endoplasmic reticulum. The record is from RefSeq and is a predicted model, not a curated record. Gene Ontology annotation, biological process: endoplasmic reticulum to Golgi vesicle-mediated transport; GPI anchor metabolic process.